AUGAAUUACAGGAGAGAAAGCUUCCCUCCGGAUAACGACCAAAGACCCUUUAGAUGUGAAAUUUGUUCGCGAGGGUUCCAUAGAUUAGAACAUAAAAAAAGGCACGUAAGAACACAUACUGGCGAGAAACCACACAAAUGUACCUUUCAAGGUUGUCCGAAAAGUUUCAGCAGAAGCGACGAACUAAAGAGACAUUUGAGGACACAUACUAAGACCGUCCAAAGGCGGUCACGAAGACUAAAAUCCAAGGGCUCGGGAAAAACUGCUAUGGAUGCUGCUACGACCACCCCUACAACCUUUUAUGAUAACAUUGGUGUUUCCGGUACGGAGAAAAGCCACUCUGAAAUAUCACCUAUCCUUAUUUCCGUUGCUCAGAACUGUGAUGACGUGAGUGGACGAAGUGCCGGAAAUAAUAGUGGCAUGGUGGAGACACAGACACCUGCGAUCUUGGUGCCUAUUAUAGGAAUUCAAAAGGAACCUCAUAUCAUUCCCAAUAACCUCUCUACUGCUUCUAUCGCCUCCAUUGUAUCAAUGUAUCCUUCCACUUCCUCAUUCCAGUACCUGAACAGCGCGUUUUCUGAAGGCUCUGUAUCCAUACCGUGUGUACCUUCGUCUAGCAGUUCUUUAACUUCAGAUGAAUUGUCUUCAAAUUCCUCUAUAUUUUCGAAAUCUAGGAAGAAUUUGGCCGCCAUGAGUGGCCUUAAUUCAUUGAGUAGUUCUAAAAACCAAUCGAGUAUUUCGCUUCUUUCUCAAACUUCACAGCCAUCAAAGAAUCUUGCAAGACCACCAACAGCCUUAGGCCCUCUACGAAAAAUCACGCCAGCUGUAAACUCAGGGGACAUGGAAAUCUCAAGAACAAUAUCCCUUUCGAGCAGUUCAACAUCCCUCACUUCUGCUACGUAUGAUGAUAUGACGGCUAAAGAUAUGGGCAUGGGAAUUUUUCUUGAAAACCCACCUGUAACGCAGGAAGCUUGCAGGAGCGAUCGUAAGUUCAAGACGAACACUAUUAGCAGAGGAAGACAACAUGAAAGGGCACAAUUCCAUAUAUCCGGAGAUGAUGAGGACAAUAAAGUCCACCGGCAAGAAUCAGGAGCAUCUAACACAAAUCCAAAGGUAUCAUUGCCUCCUAUAAGGAGCAUCCUGCGGCAAAUUGAUACUUUUAACAAUGGUCCUUCCUACUUUUAUUAA
Molecule: messenger RNA, 1188 nt
Organism: Saccharomyces paradoxus
Lineage: Eukaryota; Fungi; Ascomycota; Saccharomycetes; Saccharomycetales; Saccharomycetaceae
Gene: MIG3
Product: Mig3p
Exons: 1
Coding region: 1-1188 (395 amino acids)
Cellular component (GO): cytoplasm; nucleus
Molecular function (GO): RNA polymerase II cis-regulatory region sequence-specific DNA binding
Source: RefSeq, a predicted model, not a curated record